GAAAACUUUCACGCAAAGAGCACUUCUCUUUUACUUCCUUUUUAUUAUCAUUAUUAUUUUAAAAUAUUUAUAUAAUAUCAUAUGACAGCACUUACUUCUGCCAACGGUAUUAUUGCUUUACUCGAUGAACAGCAACCUGAAUUAAAGGUAUAUGCUCUUCAACAAUUGAAUUCUCUUGUUGAUGAGUUUUGGGCCGAAAUUUCUGAUUCUAUUGCUAAAAUUGAGAUCCUUUAUGAAGAUAGCUCAUUUAGUCAAAGAGAAUUAGCUGCUUUAGUUGCUUCUAAGGUUUAUUAUAAUUUGGGUGAAUUAGAUGAUUCUCUUACUUUCGCCCUUGGUGCUGGCAAAGCAUUUGAUCUUUCUGAAAAAUCUGAAUAUGUUGAGACAAUUAUUUCUAAAUGUAUUGACAAGUACAUUAAUCUCAGAACUAGCAAAGAAACUCUCGAAAAAAUUGAUUCUAGAUUACAAGACAUUGUAGAGAGAAUGUUUCAACGUUGUGCUGAAGAUUGCGAAUAUGAACAAGCAAUUGGUAUUGCACUUGAAUCAAGACGUCUUGAUAUCAUCAAGUUUAUUAUUCAAAAGGGUGAUUCUAGUAAACUUCUUUCUUAUGUCCUUGAUGUUUGUAUGACACUUGUUCAAAACUUAGAAUUUCGUAAUGAAGUUUUGAGAUUAUUAGUGGACUUGUACAAGACUCUUGAUAAUCCCGAUUAUAUUUCUAUUAGUCAAUGUUUAGUUCAUUUGAACGACUCUACUUCUUGCGCAAAUAUGUUGAAGAGUUUAGUCGAGAAAAAGGAUGAGUUAAUGGCAUAUCAAAUUUCAUUCGAUUUGGAAGAGAAUGCUACACAAGAGUUUUUAUUAAAGGUUGCUGCCGAAUUACCUGUUGAGCAAACAACUGAGGAAGAAAAGACGGAUGGUGAUGUUAAUAUGGAAGAGGAUAAGCCCAAGAACGAUACUCCUUAUAAAAAGAUUAAAUCUAUUUUGUCUGGUGAGGAAUCUAUUCGUCUUCAUCUUGAAUUUUUGUAUCGUAAUAACCAUACGGAUUUAUUAAUUUUGAAAAACACAAAGAAUGCUUUAGAAUCAAGAAACUCUGUAUAUCAUUCUGCCGUUACUUUUGCUAAUGCCUUCAUGCAAGCUGGUACUACUAGUGAUGAGUUUUUACGUCAAAAUCUUGACUGGUUAUCUAGAGCUACCAACUGGUCCAAGUUCAGUGCAACUGCUGCUCUUGGUGUUAUUCAUAAAGGACAAUUAGCACAAUCCAUGAAUUUGUUGGCCCCCUAUUUGCCUUCUGAAAAUGGUGCAGGAAAUAGCCCUUAUUCUGAAGGUGGUUCAUUGUAUGCUUUAGGUCUUAUUAAUGCUAAUCAUGGAGCAGAAGUGUUGGAUUAUUUAAAGACUGCUUUAAAGGAUACAAAUGACGAUGUCAUUCAGCAUGGUGCAUGUCUUGGUCUCGGUGUUGCAGGUAUGGCAACUGCAAAUGAGGCUAUUUAUGAAGAUCUUAAGAAUGUUCUCUUUGGUGACAAUGCCGUUGCUGGUGAAGCUGCUGGUUUAUCUAUGGGUUUGAUUAUGUUGGGUACUGGUAAUGAAGAAGCGAUUGAGGAGAUGCUUCAAUAUGCUCAUGAAACUCAACAUGAAAAGAUUAUUCGUGGUUUAGCUAUUGGUAUUCCUUUCAUUAUGUAUGGUAAAGAAGAACAGGCUGAUAGUUUGAUUCAAAAGCUUUUAGAAGACAAAGAUCCUGUUCUUCGUUAUGGUGGUAUCUAUACAAUCGCUAUGGCUUACAGUGGUACUGGUAACAAUAAAGCUAUCCGUCGUUUACUUCAUGUUGCAGUUAGUGAUGUAAAUGAUGAUGUUCGUCGUGCUGCUGUCACUUCCAUUGGUUUUGUUUUAUUGCGUAAUCCUAAGCAAGUACCUCGUAUUGUUCAACUUUUAGCCGAAAGCUAUAAUCCUCAUGUCAGAUAUGGUGCUACACUUGCACUUGGUAUUUCAUGUGCUGGUACUGGUUAUCUUGAUGCCUUGGAACUUUUAGAACCCAUGACUAAGGAUCCUGUAGAUUUUGUACGUCAAGGUGCCUUCAUGUCACAAGCUAUGAUCUUAAUUCAACAAACUGAAAACACAAAUCCUAAGGUUGCUGGUGUUCGCAAACUUUAUGAAAAAAUUAUCAGUGAUAAACACGAAGAUCCAAUGGCCAAAUUUGGUGCAGUUCUUGCACAGGGUAUUAUUGAUGCAGGUGGUAGAAAUGUGACGAUAUCACUUUUGUCUAGAACAGGACAUGCCAAUAUGCCAGCUAUUGUUGGUAUGGCAGUCUUUACACAAUUUUGGUAUUGGUAUCCUUUAACACAUAUGCUUAGUUUAGCGUUUACACCUACAGCUAUCAUUGGUCUCAACAAAAACCUCGAGACACCUCGCUUUGAAUUUGUUUCUAAUGCCAAGCCUUCCUUAUUUGCUUAUCCUCCUGCUAUAAAGCCACCUUCUGCAACUGUGGUCGAAAAGGUAGCCACUGCUGUCUUAUCAACUACAGCUAAAGCUAAAGCACGUGCAAAGAAGAUUGAAAAGGAAAAAGGAGAUCAAAUGGAUAUUGAUGAAGAUAAACAUAGUAUUAAGGAUGAAGAAAUGAAUGAAGAUGAAAAGAAAGAGGGACGUAAAUCACCAACACAAAAAAAGAAGAAGGAAGAAAACUUUGAAACUCUUGAAAAUAUGGCACGUGUUGUUCCUGCUCAACUUAAACACAUUGCUUUCAAGGAAGAUUCUCGUUAUACACCUGUUAAAAAAGAGAAUGUUGGAGGUAUUAUUAUGUUGAUUGAUAAUAAACCAAAUGAAGAAGAAGAUUUGAUCCAGCCUCGUGUCCCUGCUGCAGAUAUAACAGCAAGAGCAGCAGAAGAAGAAGCAGCACCUUUUGAGCCAUUUGAGUACCCAUUUGAAGAUUAAAAUAUCCUAAUUUUUUCCAAUUUUUUUUUCUGUUCAAUUUUAUACUAAACAUCAUGAAGUUAACUAUAGAAAAAAAAAAUCUUUAUUAAAAAAAAAGAGAGAGAGGAAAAGCGUUCUAUUUGAAGUAUAUAUUAUAAAUAAACUAUAAUCUUGAAACAGUGA
Molecule: messenger RNA, 3078 nt
Organism: Cokeromyces recurvatus
Lineage: Eukaryota; Fungi; Mucoromycota; Mucoromycetes; Mucorales; Mucoraceae
Product: armadillo-type protein
Exons: 10
Coding region: 82-2916 (944 amino acids)
Biological process (GO): proteasome-mediated ubiquitin-dependent protein catabolic process; regulation of protein catabolic process
Cellular component (GO): proteasome storage granule; nucleus; proteasome complex
Molecular function (GO): enzyme regulator activity
Source: RefSeq, a predicted model, not a curated record